This is a messenger RNA of Oryctolagus cuniculus (rabbit), 3326 nucleotides long. The record is from RefSeq and is a predicted model, not a curated record. NCBI's taxonomy places the organism in Eukaryota, Metazoa, Chordata, Mammalia, Lagomorpha, Leporidae.
UGGCUGGUUCUGUAACUUCGCUCUGCGGGGAAUGCGGUCUCUCACGGGUGUGCCCGCAGAGGUCUGUUCCUGUGUGCAGCACCCGGUAGAGUCCCUUUGUGCCAGAGGGCUCCCGAGUGGGGAAGCCGGGCCCUUCAGCCUGCACUCUCAGAGAGCGCGCCGGCGUGGGCGACCGGCCGAGUUCUGCAGUUCAGUUGGGAAGUCCGUUGUUGCCUCAGCCCUCCAUUGGAGAUUGGCGUCCCUGGUAGUGAGGGUCAUGUUUUGGUUCCAUUAGCCAGCUACCGUUUUGUCCUUAGUUAUUACUUAUGGACUGGAUCAACAUUAACGCUAUCAACUGUUUGUGGAUGUCGUCAUUUUUUCUCAGUUAUCCCGUGGGAUUUUCUGUGUUCAACUUGGUGGCAGCAUAGAAAGAUUUGAAGACACAGAGGAGACACAGGGAGAGAGACUAUGUGAAGGCUGAGGCAGAGAAUGGAGUUUGUUACUAAAGGCAAGGAAUGUGAAGGAUUGCUGACUACCACCAGAAACUAAAAGAAGUGAAGAAGGAUUUCUCCCUGGAGCUGUCAGACAGGUAAGAGGAUCUAGAAGGAGGUUGGCUGUCGAGAGAUGAACGAAGAGUCUUUAUUACUCAGAUAAUGAAUCAAAGGACAGCCCCUUUCUGGAUAAGGAAACUGAUAUACCCUAGGCCAAGAACAACCUGAGAACCUCAGCAAAGUGGCCCCAAAAUAUCUCCUCUGUGACAGAGGUUUGGAAUCUCCCAUCUCCAUCCCAAAACACAUCACUUAUGACUUGAACAUAUCAUUAAAUAUUCAAGAUACAGAGAAUAAAGUCCACCUGUGGAAAAUGACCCUCUGAAAAGAAGUUUGGAUUCAUCCUCAGAGCUAUUAGAGGAACAUCUGAGAGUCAUAUGGCUGAGGUUUCACAAGAUCCCGCCCUCUCUCCAUGCCAGAGGAGAAGGCUAGAUCCACUUCCAAAGAAGCAUGGGCAUCGUAGAAGGGUCGUAAGGAAGAAGAGAAUGAGAAAGAGCAAGAGGAAUGUGCAAAUGGAGGCCCAGUGUCCCCGUAUUCUUCCAACACUGUUAGCACCUCCACAAAGUGAAGAGGAUGAGGUUACAGAUAAAGAGCCAGCCAUAUUCAGUAUGCAGGAAGAUGCUGCUGAUCUUCCCAGUAAGGACAGAUUACGGAGUCAGCAGGAUGAAGGUUCCUGUGUGGUGAUGGAUCAAGAAUGUCAGCUCCAGCCGUGUGAGAUCUCAGUGGCUCAGGAACCUGCGCCCUCUCCUGCGGCAACAUCCUUGGCAUCACCACCACUCUGCUUUGGCCGCUUCCUAAGCUGUCUCUGCCCAGACUUCUCAAAGUCUAGGAAGGGGAAGCUUUCCAGAAGAAAGGACAGCGACCAAGCUAAGGCAGGAGGUGAUGCUAAGGUUCCAAGAUCCCGCCUGCUGAAGCGUCUGGGCAGAAACAAAGUGCAGUCUCACCAGAGCCUGUAGCAAGUUGAAACUGAUUCAGCAGCUUUCCCUUGUGUUUGUGUCUUCUCUGUACACCUUUCUGUUGGGUGUGUUCCAGUCUGUCAAAGAGAUGGAGGAGCGAUUUUAUGUUGAGGUCAAGGCUACAGGAAAACAAAGUCAAAAGUAACCUUAAGACUUUUAAUCUGCUUCCGUUGGUGGGACUGCUUCCUAUUUCUUUCUCAUUAGGCUGAAAUGGGAUUCACUCUGGAGCACUGGCUUCCAAAACUGAUGUGUAUUUCCGUCAUUUGACUUAGCUUUCUCUGGCUGCUGUGAGGAUGGAAGCCAUACAAUUCAUUAUUUUUGGAAGUGUUUCCAGAUAUCAACAACCAAGUAGAAACUCAUCUCCUCUUAUUUGCUUUGAUCUUUGGCAAGAGAUCCAUUUUGCAUUUUUCAAAUUCUGACAUUUCUGUUUGACCUAAAUUACCUUCAGGGCAUGAUGGUUGCCACUGUUCUAGUCAGUAUACAACUAUCACCUCCUCUGUCUCCAAUCACUUAUUUGGCUUCCCUUUUGCUGCUUAUUCAUAACAUACCUUCUGUUCUUUCUGAAGUGAGUCUGUCUCUUGCCAUCUGAUUUAGACAAAGGCCAGGUAAUGAUCCUUCCUUGUCAUUCUCUAGUCAGACCCUCCUAGACCCCUGAGUUCUUCUGAGGAUCCUAAAUAAGAUAAAUACUUUAAGAAAGUUUAAGACCAUUUUAUUUCUCCCUUGUUGUUCUGGUAUGCUAGAGGUUAGUCCUGUUUUCAGGAUACAAAAUAAGAGUUUAAAUUAAUAUUAUAACCUUCCUUUGAUGGAGUAUGUUCAGAAAGGGUUUAGUAGUUUCUCUAUAGCUCAAAUUAUCUGUCGGUAUUUCCUAUUUUUACCAGCUUUUUAGUUCACAAAAGAAUAAAAAAUGUGUAAAUAAAAAUUCAAAGUGCCUGCAUAAGAGGGAAGUAGUAAACUUUAUAUUUUUUCAUCCUUAGCACUGACCCUGAUGAUUACUAUACUAACAUUGCAGGAGAGACCAAUAAGUUUACUCUGUUCUUUUCUUGACUGGAAAUAGGGCUUUUUACUCUUGGAAGAAUGUAGUCGGGAAGGGAAUAGAAUGAGUUGCCAGCUUCAUGGCCAAGAUCCUUAAGCCUGUCUUGGAAGUCAUAGGUGAAAGCCAUCCUUGGAGAAGUCUUGAAGUUUGGUGAGAAACUCAUAUUUGACUUGAGAAUUUUGCAAAAUGUCAUAGACUGUGCUGGAAGUAACAAGGAACAGCUUUUUAAAAUCAGCCAUGCUUUGAUAUUUCUAUUUGUCUAAAAAAAUGGUUGAUUUUCCAUUUCAGAGUAUGAAGUUUUAGCUGAUCUAGUCAACCAUUAUAAAUGGGCUCAAAUUUAAAAUUGUAUAUAUAUUUUCUGUAUUUAAUAUAAACAUGUACUCCUAGGCAAGGCAUAAUGUACACAGAGUCCUGAGUCAUGGAGCCUAUUAUUAAAAGCUCAAAGGAAGGCAGAUAUUAGUGUUACUAUUAAUACUUUAUUAUUAUUUUCAUCAUAAUAUAUCUUAGAAUGAGUUGUUCUAUUAUAGAAAAUGUAUUUGUUGGAGCCUAAUUAGCUGUAUUUAUAUUCAACUCCAUCUACAACCCUUAUUUUCAUGUAAAAGUUGCUUGCUGAAAAUUUAAAAUCCUGAUUUCACACAAGGCAAGAUCUCUAUAAGCACUUUGUUUUGAAAUUUUCUGUUCAUGCGUCUUGACCCCUUAACUUAAGGCAUGUUCAUGUCUCCAGUGAUGGAUUUGUAAAUGAGAAAGUAUAUAUAUUUUCAACUUUCGAAUUUUGUGUUGCUGUCUUUAUUGUUUGAGUUAUUAAAUAUU